Molecule: messenger RNA, 668 nt
Organism: Boleophthalmus pectinirostris (great blue-spotted mudskipper)
Lineage: Eukaryota; Metazoa; Chordata; Actinopteri; Gobiiformes; Gobiidae
Product: myelin and lymphocyte protein-like
Exons: 4
Coding region: 71-529 (152 amino acids)
Biological process (GO): myelination
Cellular component (GO): membrane
Molecular function (GO): structural constituent of myelin sheath
Source: RefSeq, a predicted model, not a curated record
UCCUGGUUUAGUUCUGGUUUAGUUCUGCUCUAAUCCUGGUUCAGUCCUGGUUUAGACCCCAUUAAGGGCCAUGGCAUCGAACACUGCAACUUUAGGAAACCUUCCGAGUGGACUUGGAAUCUGCACAACUUUCCCUGACCUGCUGUACUUCCCUGAACUGCUGUUUGGAGUCCUGGUCUGGAUCCUGGUCGCCUGUACAUACGUGGUCCCUCACAACCCUCAGGGCUGGGUCAUGUUUGUGUCUGUCUUCUGUUUCGUCCUCACAUUCAUCUGGAUGUGUGUGUUUGCCUGUGGAGGUCACCACAACAAGAGCAGCUGGGCCGCAGCAGAUUUUGUGUACCACUUCAUCGCGACUGUGUUCUACCUGAGCGCGUCCGUGGCUCUGGCCAAGGUCACUCUGGACGCAAGGACUAUUUCCAACUUCCAGGUGUACCAGCUGGACAUCUCUGCUGUGGUCUUCUCCUACGUGACGACAUUGCUGUACUUCAUCCACACCAUCUUGUCAGCCUAUCGCUGGAAAUCCUUUUGAAAAACCAAAAACACAAAACAGACAUUAAAUAUUUCAACAUGAAGGAGGCGGGGGCUAAUGGCACCUCUGGACCAAUCACACCUCAGACCUCAGGAUCAACGCACCAAUCCCUGCACAGUCUGACCACCAGCUGACUACA